Molecule: messenger RNA, 4661 nt
Organism: Nelumbo nucifera (sacred lotus)
Lineage: Eukaryota; Viridiplantae; Streptophyta; Magnoliopsida; Proteales; Nelumbonaceae
Source: RefSeq, a predicted model, not a curated record
UGGGCUUAUUAGGGAUACUGGGAGCCACUGAGUCAGAGGGAGAGUCUGAUUUAUGAAGGCAAAUCAACCUACUAAUUUAACUCAAAACGCAAAACAGCGGAGACAUCAGACAGACACGGAGACGGAGUCGGAGUCGGAGACGAAGCCAUGGCGGAGCAGGAGCUGAGUAAAUGGCGUCUGGAGAGCCGCCAAUACCUGGGAGAGAUUUCAGCUCUCUGUUUUCUCCACCUACCUCCCCAACUCUGUUCCCUUCCUUUUAUUCUCGCUGGAACUGGGUCGCAAAUACUGCUAUAUAGUAUGGAAGCAGGAAAGCUAUUGAAUUCAUUUAAUGUAUUUGAAGGUAUCCGUGUGCAUGGAAUUUCCUGUAGCAUUCAUGAUUCUACAGAAGAUGGGCCAUCCUCAAGACUUGCUUUCAAUAUUGCUGUAUUUGGAGAGAAGAGGAUUAAACUAUUUAACUUGUUCAUUCAGAUAGCAUCAGUAGAACAAUGCCAGUCAGAAUUGAUUUUAAUUCAUGUAAUGCCAAAAUUUAGUCACUGGAUUUUGGACAUUUGCUUCUUGAAGGACAGUAUGCUUUCUCAGCAUGGUGGUGACAGUCAUCUUGCUAUAGGACUCGGUGACAAUUCUAUCUGUAUAUGGGAUAUUGCAAAUUCCAAUGUGGUCCUUGAAGUAAAAUGUCCAGAGAGGUGCCUUCUGUAUUCAAUGCGUUUAUGGGGCAGCAAGCUAGAUGCUCUUCAUGUGGCAUGUGGUACUAUAUAUAAUGAGAUUAUUGUUUGGAAGGUGGUUCCUCAGAACAAUGUACCACCAUCAAGAAGGUCAAUAAAAGAUCCCAAUGGUUUAUGUGGUUCUUUCUGCAAUAAUGUCCAGCUUCAUGAUCGACAAUAUGAAGCUAUUUAUUUGCAUAGACUCACUGGACAUGAAGGUUCAAUCUUCCACAUAGCAUGGUCCUCUGAUGGAUCAAAACUGAUAUCUGUUUCUGAUGAUCGUAGUGCUCGUGUCUGGACACUUAAUGCUGAGAGAAAAGAUUCCACUGGUACAAGGGGGGUUGGAGAUCCCACUUCUACUGAUCUCUCACUAUUUGGCCACAAUGCAAGGGUUUGGGAUUGCCAUAUCUCUGAUUCUUUAAUUGUCACUGCUGGUGAGGAUUGUAGCUGCCGCGUGUGGGGAAUAGAUGGGAGCCAACUUAAGGUGAUCAAGGAACAUACAGGAAGGGGCAUAUGGCGAUGUUUGUAUGAUGAAGACUCUUCUCUGCUUGUUACUGCUGGCUUUGAUUCUGCAAUCAAAGUACACCAAGUUCAUACUUCCUUGUCCAGGAGCUCAGUGGAACAGACGUGGAAAGUCAAGGAGUUUAGAGACAUGACCAAUGUCUUUACUAUUUGUACCCCAAAAUUGUCGGAAAAGCUUGGACUCAUGGACAGCAAAAGUGAAUAUGUACGUUGCUUGCGAUUCACACGAGAGGAUACCCUUUAUAUUGCCACUAACCAUGGACUUUUGUACCAUGUUAAUAUAUCUGACCCUGGAGAUGUAAAAUGGACUGAGCUUGUCCGAGUCUCUGAAGAAGUUCCAAUUGUCUGUAUGGAUUUAUUAUCUAUAAGCUCAUCAGAUUUCUCAAGAGAUGAUGAGGAUUGGAUUGCAGUUGGAGAUGGUAAAGGAAAUGCGACAGUUGUUAGGGUUUCUGAUGGUGUAUGCACUGAUAGUGGCCCAUCCUUUACAUGGACAGCAGGAUUAGAGAGACAACUCUUGGGAAUUUAUUGGUGCAAGUCAUUGGGGUGUAGCCAUAUUUUCACUGCUGAUCCUAGAGGGAUUUUGAAACUGUGGAGAAUCUUUGAUCCCUUGCAAUCUUGUACUAAUAGAUCUAUACAGAAUUACGAAGCAUCUCUGGUUGCAGAAUUCACAUCAUGUUUUGGGGCACGCAUAAUGUGCUUGGAUGCAUCAUUUGAUGAGGAGGUUCUAGUUUGUGGGGAUCAACGUGGAAAUUUAACUGUGUUCCCUCUGUCAAAGAACCUCUUACAGGCGACUUCCAUUGCACCAGGAGUGAAGAUCCCUCCAUUAAACUAUUUCAAAGGAGCUCAUGGCAUAUCAAGCAUUGCCAGCAUUUCAAUAGCUCAAUUCUGUGUUAAUCAAGUUGAUAUACGCUCAACUGGAGCAGAUGGCUGUGUAUGCUACUUUAAAUAUGACAGCGACUGGAAAAGUUUGGAAUUUACAGGAAUGAAGCAAGUGAAAGAACUAAGUUUGAUCCAUUCUGUUUCCAGUGAUGCCAACACUGACGAAGACCUGGCAUGCGGUAAUUAUGCAAUUGGUUUUGCUUCAGCAGAUUUUAUAAUGUGGAACUUAACAAAUGAAACAAAGGUGGUAGAAAUUCCAUGUGGUGGAUGGCGGCGUCCUUAUUCUUAUUAUCUUGGUGAUGCACCCGAUAUCCAAAACUGCUUUGCCUUUGUCAAGGAUCAUGCUGUUCAUAUCCAUAGACUCUGGGUACCAGCAAGUGAGAAGAAGUCUAUUCCUCGUGUUCUGCACAUGCAAAACCAUGGAAGAGAGAUACACUCGUUGUGUUUUGUCUCUGAAGGUACACAAUUUGCAGACAGAAGCAGCAAUCACUUUACUAGGUCAAGCUGGAUCGCAACAGGAAGUGAGGAUGGAAGUGUGAGACUGACAAGGUAUUCUUCUGAAACUAAGGGUUGGUCUACAUCCAAGUUGCUGGGGGAGCAUGUUGGUGGAUCAGCUGUGCGAUCAAUUUGCUUUGUGUCAAAAACACACACAACUUUAGAAUAUAAAUCCUACAUCUCUAAUGACAAGAAUGGAAACAAGGUGAUGCCAGAUAACAGAGACAAUCAGUUACUCAUUUCUGUUGGGGCAAAGAGGGUCUUAACUUCCUGGCUUCUCCGAAAUAGGAGGCUGGGCAAUAAGGAAGAGACAUUUGGUGAUCCACCCAUUAAUAGCUUUACUCCCUCAAACAAUAAUUCAUCAAUGUCAUUCCAAUGGCUUUCCACUGACAUGCCAUCAAAGUUCUCUAGUACUCGUAAAAGGGUAGAAAACACUUAUAAAAUGACAACAAAUUCAAAAUAUAGAUCACAUACUGAAGAUGGGAAGAUGGAGUUGGAGUGUAAGGUUAGUGAAAAAAAUGAAGAUGACUGGAGAUAUUUGGCCGUUACUGCAUUUCUUGUUAAAGGCACUGAUUGCAGGUUGACGGUCUGUUUCGUUGUUGUUUCUUGUUCGGACGCCACACUUGUAUUACGAGCUCUCCUUCUCCCCUAUCGGCUCUGGUUUGAUGUGGCUCUACUAGUUCCCUUAUCAUCUCCUGUUCUGUCACUGCAGCAUGCGGUUAUUCCUAUAUAUGCCCCUCCUAAAGGUAGGAUUCAAAUUGGAAGUGCAUAUAUUGUUGUUGGUGGGUCCACUGAUGGAAGCAUUAGCUUCUGGGAUCUGACUAAAAGUGUUAAUGGUUUUAUGCAACAAAUCUCGAUCCUCCAACCAGAAAAGGUCAUUGACUGUCAGAAGAGGCCCAGAACAGGAAGAGGAAGCCAGGGUGGACGGUGGUGGAGAUCAUUAAGUAAUCAGCCCUCCAAAGCAAAAAAGAGAGUUACCGUGGACGUGAAUAAAAGAGGGGAUACCAAUGGUCAUUUAGUUGAUUCUGAAGGGUGUGGAAGCUCAUCCGACUUGAGUAAUCCAAACAAAUGCACUAUAGAUUACCCUCAAACUAUUGAUCCUGCCAACUCGUCUGAGUCAGAUAUGCACACAGAUAAAUCGCCAUUCGAAAUUUGUGAAGUGCACCCCUUGCAUGUUCUGAAACAUAUCCACCAAUCUGGUGUCAAUUGUAUUCAUGUUUCAAAUAUUAGGGACUGGAGAGAUGAUCGGUUUGGAUAUGUUUACUAUGUAUUAAGUGGGGGAGACGACCAAGCAGUUCACUGUCUUACCUUUGACUUGGUUCUACAGCCAACAAGCCAUGACGCUGAAAACAAGAAAGUUGAUGAUACUGCAAAUCAGACAGCAGAAUUAUGUGACAUGGGGAAGUCUUCUCUUUAUGGAGAAAAGGAGUAUGGGUUGAGGCUCUUAUAUCAUGAAAGAAUUGCUUCAGCUCACAGCUCUGCUGUAAAAGGUGUCUGGACAGAUGGGAUUUGGGCGUUUUCUACCGGUCUUGAUCAACGAGUUAGAUGUUGGCAUGUUGAGGAACAUGGUGAGCUUACCGAGCAUUCACAUUUGAUCAUUAGUGUGCCAGAGCCAGAGACCAUAGAUGCUAGAGCCUGUGGCAGCAACCGAUACUGGAUUGCAGUAGGUGGAAGAGGGAUACAAAUGGUUGAGUUCUAUUCAUCAGGUGAUGGUGAUAAAGAACGAAAUGAUCCACAUCUAUAUAUCUGACACUCUGGGUGUUGACAAUGUGGUACGUUAUUGUUCAACCACUUGUUAAUUUCUCCACAUUUUUUAUAAACAUUGAUUGAUUUUCACUUAUCAGUGGGAGAGUAGUAGAUGGGACAGGGUGACCCGGUGAGCUCUCCGGGUCCCUGUUGUUUGAAUGAUCUAAUCCGCCUGUUGACCCAUAAAACCAUGACCCAGGGAGUUUUGAAGUUCUCUGGUUUUCUAUCUAGUCCGAGUCUGACAAUACUGUAUAAAUUGACUGUAAUCCAUAAUUUUUUUUUUCCUACAUCUAGAUGACCAUUUUAUUUUAUUGUUUA